Molecule: messenger RNA, 2058 nt
Organism: Ceraceosorus guamensis
Lineage: Eukaryota; Fungi; Basidiomycota; Exobasidiomycetes; Ceraceosorales; Ceraceosoraceae
Product: L-ascorbate oxidase
Exons: 8
Coding region: 1-1959 (652 amino acids)
Molecular function (GO): oxidoreductase activity; copper ion binding
Source: RefSeq, a predicted model, not a curated record
AUGCUGUCCACGCGGCUCCUUCUGCACGCAUCGUGCCUUUUGGCAGUGCUUCUCUGCCUCUCCUCGGCGCCAUCUCGAGCGGCUACGGUCAAGCAAGGGGUGGAUCUGAGGGCCAGAUUCACGAUACCUCCAGAGGAUGCGUCCAACGUGAAACGCGUCUUUUUGGAGGUUUCGCAAACUACGCUCUGGGCUGACGGUCAGCCGGUCCCUGGCGAACCCGUUGUCAAUGGCACAUCGCCUGGUCCCGUCCUUCGGUUCAAGAAAGGAGAUUUCCUUGUGAUCAGAGUCACCAACAAAAUGUCCACUUGGAACACAACAAUGCACUGGCACGGUCUCACGCAAUCCAUGACACCCAUCUCGGACGGCGUGCCGAUGGUCACGCAAUGGCCCAUCCCGCCCAACACGUGGUUCGAGUACGGCAUAAAGCUUCGAGACAAGGGCACCUACUACUACCAUCCGCACGUCGAUUUGCAGCAAACCACAGCUCAUGGUGCUUUCAUCGUGGAAGAUGGUAAAGAACCUCCAUACAAAUACGACUUGGACAAGCCCUUGAUCCUGGCAGAUUACUACUACCAGCCACAAGAAGAGCUCCUUCAGGGUCUGCUUGGCCAGCCAUUCAAGUGGCCAGGAAGCGCAAAGGCGCUCUUGCUCAACGGAAAAGCACUGAGCAGCGCACCCUGCAAUCAGACCCUAGCUUCGACUUAUCAGCUCGACUGCAAAGACGCGCCUCGGAACGCUGGCAAAAGACCAGAGAUCGUCCAUCUCGGUCAUGGCAAGACGAUCAGGCUUCGCUGGAUCGGCGCGCAAUCCGUCAUGUACACCAAAGUCGCCAUCGCCAACCACAAGCAGCGCAUCAUAGAAGCCGACGGCACUUACACCAAAUCUCUCGAGGUGCCCGACAUUGAGAUCGGACCUGGACAGCGUUACUCGACACUAGUGCACGGCAAGACCAAAGAAGCCGUGGAGCAAGACGGCUCUGGAGGCUGCUACUGGAUUCGCCUCGAGAGUCAGUGGCGCAACCCGGGCACCUUUGGCUGGGGCUUGCUAGCCUAUCCAUCUUGCGACGUCGACAAGGUGCUUGCGCAGCCCCAGCCUACCCCGGCUCCGAUCAACAGUACCGAGAGGAUGCUGCCCAACUCGACGUUUGGCUGGAUUUCCGGAUCUCUGGCGCCGCUCAAGGAGCCCAGCAGCCAUCAAGAUCGCAUGCCUAGCGAUUCCGAAGUCUCUAGAAGAGUGAUUUUGAAUGCUCAGCAGAUCAACAUCUUGGGAUCGAUGGGCAACUACUCUCGCUGGACCCAAAACGACGUAUGGUACGUCGAGGGUGCGGAUCAGCCGAUUGGGCGUAUGGCGACCAAGGUACCGUACCUCAUUCAGCUCUACAAGCGCUUGAGAGAAGCGCCUUCGUGGAAUCGCGCCUUUACCACUUCGGAUAACAAACAUCCCAAAGGCUUUGAUCCUCUCGCACAAGUAUGGGUGGCCAAGCCGGGCGAGGUGAUCGACGUUGUCAUCAUCAACAACGGAAGUAUGGCCAGCGGUCAGACCGAAAUCCACACUUGGCACAAACACGGUGACAAGCACUGGACGCUCGCCUCUGGACCUGGAAACUUUAGCGCAGAGGCCCUUGCACAGGCGCGCUCGAACGGGCAAUGGUCUGACCCCAUUCCGCGCGACACUUCCACCGUCUGGCCAGGUCCAGGCGAGACGACUGCCGAUCCAAAAGUGGUGCUGCCAGCGCACUCUUCAGGAGGCUGGACGGUGCUCAGGACAAAGAUUCAGCACAUGGACUUGGGCGUGUGGUUGUUGCAUUGCCACCUCAUCUUUCACGCGGCCAUGGGCAUGAGCACCACGUGGGCUCUCGAUAUUCCGAAGCUUGGAGCUUCUUCCUCGCUCUAUGAUGAUCCUGACUACCUCGAAUUCGGUCGAAAUGUGACCUCUCCGUACACGAACAUGAGACCAUAGCCGUACAUUUCCUCCGCCGUGCCUAGUCAGCGAGUCACUGUAUAUUUUCGUGCAAUACUCCGAGCUCCCUCCACUGCCUCACUAUAAUGAUAAUGCACC